This is a messenger RNA of Fukomys damarensis (Damara mole-rat), 849 nucleotides long. RefSeq lists its product as uncharacterized. NCBI's taxonomy places the organism in Eukaryota, Metazoa, Chordata, Mammalia, Rodentia, Bathyergidae. The transcript is spliced from 5 exons. The coding region runs from base 1 to 807 and encodes 268 amino acids. The record is from RefSeq and is a predicted model, not a curated record.
AUGCGGGAAGAGGAAAGUGAGGAUGGGAGGGGAGUAAUUCAGGUCCUACAACUCCAGGGUCGCCCUGGGCGGCCUGACGCCGAGGUACCCGCCUCGUGCCCUGCACGGCACAGGGACCUUUCCCAGGGCCCUCACACCAAGGAGACCUGUGUGUGGCAAGUGCUCAUGGACAUGCAGCUGGCCCAGGCAGCGCAGGCUGAGGGGCUGGGAGGGUGUAGUCAGGAGUCGCGGUACCAAGGCCCAGGGUCUGAUCACAGGGACAGACCCACUUUCCCAGCACGCGCUCCUCCCGGAAGUGGAAGCGGAAGUAGUACAGGAGGAGCCUGGCGCAUCGCGUUUGUGACGUUACUUCCGGGGGGGCCCAGUGCUGGUCCUAGGGCACGGGAGGAGGCCAAGCUGCCGUUCUCUAGCCGCAGCACAUCACCUGCAGCCCUCGCUCGCUGCCGAAAGAUUCCAUCCACUUGCUGCAGGCCGUCCCUCUCUGGCACUGAACGGUCAUCCCGACAUUGGCUGGAGAUCUCUGUGGGCUUGAUCCUGUGGAGCACAGGAAUCCUGGGGAGCUCUGGAAUUCUGAGGACCCAGCCGGAGGUCGCCCUUGCGUCUAGGUGGACACAGGAAUCCGGACUUCCUGAAGGUGCCAGCACUGCUGUGGCAGGGUUCAGGCCUGGGUUACAGUUACUGUGCAGUGGAGCCCAGCCUAUGAACCCAGCUUCCCCGCAUCGAUUUCAGACACCCUCUUCACUUCCGGAAGUGAAGUUACAGAUGGUAGAGCUCACAAUAUCUAAACAGACAAACACAAGCUGCUAAUGGUAACACAAAGGAGCAAUAAUGUGAAAAUGAUUUAUAAUA